This is a messenger RNA of Emiliania huxleyi CCMP1516, 363 nucleotides long. Its product is annotated as chloroplast light harvesting protein. The record is from RefSeq and is a predicted model, not a curated record. Lineage: Eukaryota; Haptophyta; Isochrysidales; Noelaerhabdaceae. Bases 1 to 363 code for a protein of 120 amino acids. The transcript is spliced from 3 exons.
AUGAGCGGCCGCGCCUCGCAGAUUCGUUUUCGCGCCUGGGGCAUCACCUUCGAGUCCCUCGGCCGCGACGGAUACGCCGCGUGGGACGCGACGCCGGAGAACGGCAAGGCGCAGAUCCUCGGCAUCGUGGGGCUGCUCGAGAUCCUCGGCGAGUCGGCAAUCAAGCCGCACUACAUGGCCGGGGGCACGCCGGGCAAGAUCCCGUUGCUGUGGGACCCGCUCGGCUUCACCGCCAAGCUCUCUUCCGAGGUGCUCGCCGAGAAGCGAGUCUCGGAGCUGAAGAACGGCCGCCUCGCCAUGAUCGGCGUCAUAUCGCUCGUCUCCGCGCACUUCAUCCCCAACUCGGUCCCACUCUUGCCCUGA